Cannabis sativa is the source of this 1783-nucleotide messenger RNA. RefSeq names its product protein DEFECTIVE IN MERISTEM SILENCING 3. The record is from RefSeq and is a predicted model, not a curated record. Bases 166 to 1449 code for a protein of 427 amino acids. Lineage: Eukaryota; Viridiplantae; Streptophyta; Magnoliopsida; Rosales; Cannabaceae. The transcript has 8 exons.
UAGGUAUACUUCGUUAUUUUACAAGAACAUGAUGAAGAUUCUCUGAUUCUCUGAUUCUCUCUCUAUAUAUAUAUAUUAUAUGUAUAUAUAUAUACGCUUGGUGACAGGUGGGAGUGAAAUUUCAUCGCAGAGGAGGGGGGAGGCACACUCUGAGUCAACUCAGCCAUGUUUCAACCUAACAACCAGCCUUAUGCAUUGGCUACUCAACCCCCACCAGCAUCUGUGCAAGGAAAUCCAAAUGGAAUGGAUAUAGUUGUUGUUAAGGAUGACGGGAAUGGAAGUUUUUCUCAUGCUGAAUCCAUCAUCCAAUACUCUAAGAAACUUCAAGAUGAUCUUCAUAUCAUUGGAAUGAAAAUCAAGCAGCAUGAGGACAGCAUAAAGUUUCUGAAAUCCCAGAAAAGCAAAUUUGAUGACUCAAUUCUUGAUCUGCAAGUUACUUUAGGCAAGUACCAUUCCUCUGCAACAAAGAUUGAAAACGAGGACCAUUCCCACCUUCAAAAUGAGGAGGAGAUAUGUGGGCAGAUUCUACAGCAUGAAAGAUCUGCUGCAGGCAUUUUAUGCCUGCUGAAAGCUCGUCAUGGCACUCAGGUCUCUAAUCUUACAAUGACCAAGGAUGUAGUGGGUAUUGUUGCUACACUGGGCAAAGUGGAUGAUGAUAACCUUAGUAGGCUUUUCUCAGAGUACCUGGGAAUGGAGACUAUGUUGGCAAUUGUCUGUAAGACAACUGAAGGUGUCAAAGCUCUAGAAGUAUAUAAUAAUGAAGGCUGCAUCGAUAAAAAUUCUGGUCUUCAUGGGCUCGGUGCUUCUAUUGGGAGGGCUUUGGAAGGACGAUUUGUUGUUAUUUGUCUUGAAAAUUUAAGACCAUAUGCUGGUGAGUUUAUACUUGAUGACCCUCAAAGGAGGCUUGACCUUCUAAAGCCAAGAUUGCCUAAUGGAGAGUGUCCACCUGGCUUCCUUGGAUUUGCUGUAAAUAUGAUAAAUGUGGAUACCACAAACUUAUAUUAUAUUACAGCCAGUGGUCAUGGCCUUCGGGAGACUCUAUUUUAUAGUCUUUUCUCUCGUUUGCAAGUAUAUAAAACCAGGGUGGACAUGCUAAAUGCACUCCCCUGUAUAAGUGAUGGAGCCCUUUCUUUAGAUGGAGGAAUAAUCAAAGCCACUGGUGUCUUCUCUCUUGGAAACCGGCAAGAUGUAAAUGUGAGAUUCCCUAAGUCAUCGGUGGCCUUGAGCCUACCCGAUAGCUAUCUUGGAGCCGAGAGGCAAAUCAAGGAGUUGAAAUGGCAGAAGGAAAAGAUGGCAGAAGAUAUUAAGAGAGAACAGACUUUACUAGACAAUUCAAAGCUCAAAUUCGAUAGAAAGAAGCAAGAGUUUCUUAAGUUCCUCGCUGAAAGUUCAUCAUACGCGUCUCAGCACCAGAUAAAUUCAACACAAAGUAGAAUGACCCCCAGAUGAAUCAGUGUACCUGGAAGAAUAAAUAUAGAAGAAAUGAAAGUUUUUCUAGUAACAAACUGAGUAAGUUUCAGGAUAAGAUCCUCUCUCUCUCCCUUUUGGAAAGUUUGUGAAAGUAGACCAGUUAUGAUGAUGGUGAUAGAUUUAGGGGAGAGUGGAUUUUGUCCAAUGAAGUUAGACUGUGUUUUUUUUUUCUUCCUCAGUUUAGAUUCUAAUGUAGUGGUAGGCUUUUGCUUCUGCUUCACUCCAAUGCAAGGUAGUGAUUGGUGUGGAUAAAUUCUUUUGUAUUAUAACAUUUUCUUUAUCCACCAAAACCACAAUUUCUAUUGAAUACAAA